Aspergillus calidoustus is the source of this 3615-nucleotide messenger RNA. The record is from the annotation of a GenBank genome assembly. NCBI's taxonomy places the organism in Eukaryota, Fungi, Ascomycota, Eurotiomycetes, Eurotiales, Aspergillaceae.
AUGCGGCUCGUCCGCCGAAUCUGGCCGGCACCCGAUGUUCCCAGGCAGGCGGCGCCAGGAUCAACUACAAAUGGCAUCAUCAAGCGCAGAGGCUGGCUGCCACCAUCUCUACAACCCCCGUACCUCAUCUCAGUAUCCAUCAUUCUGCUCUUGAUGACAAUAGCUAUCGAAAUCCUCCGUCAGUACUCAAUUCGCCAUGAUGGAGUUGUCCAGUACAAACGGAAAGCAGACCUUUCAUCAGCAGCAUGGCGAGCCUGCAUCACUUCGCCUACUGCCUUUGCCUUGGGGGCAAUGUUGCUGUGGGGGAUCUGCGCCCAGGAUGUCUUGCGUCUAGAACCAUAUUUCUGCUUAGCGAGCGAGCACGGUGCGCCUGCCAGUGUUCUUUUCAUCAACUAUCGACUCGACGUUGGGAUUCUGGCUCCCAUUCGUGCCGCGCGGAACAGGCAUUACGUUGUGCUUUGCGUGUCGGUGAUGUCGCUACUCAUGCGCAUUGCUCUGCCUUCGGUACUCUCUGGUCUAAUUGUAACCACCCCGUUGACGAUCCUGGAGAGGAAGAGUGGGAGUACUUGGCCUCAUUUGGUGGAUCUGGAUCUGCAGGAACGCUGGUAUUCCACUGCAGUUGCAGGUGGGUUUCUGUACGGUAUACCUGGUGGCAACAAUUCUGGGGAUUCUUCCUCGUCAAGCUACGCCAUAGCGCCGGUGUCAAUUGCCGUUGACGCGGGCAUUUACAUAUCUGCAUUAAACCAAACUGUUUAUUGGUCAAGUAUGGCUUGUUCGAACGUGAGCUUGACAAGAACACUGCCCACCACAAUCUCCAGUCACAAUUCGACGGCCAACCUCGUCUCGUCUUUGUACCUCGCCAAUGUCACAGUUCCAGUGGUAGGCGACUCCCAAUGCCGGGUUACAAUUGAUCUAGACACCAUGAUCCCAAACUCGGAUGGGCGUUUCCAAGCCCGCCACUGGGAGCCGAUGCAGCUCAGUUCAAAUUUGUCCUCCCCAUCCGCCUUUACCACGAGCAGCUGCCCCUCCGUGGGUCUAGCCGGUGUGAUUGUGGACGCGGAGAUUAAAGACGGGACAUCCGCCCAAUUGAAUAUAACCACUUUUGUGUGUGAGCCUGUCUAUCAACGAGCGAUGGCCAACGUCUCGUCUAUAUCGGACUCUACCGCGCCCAGCGUCGAAAUAUACUCUUCUACAGUCAGACCCUUGACUGGCCAGGAAUUCAGCAUGCACGGUCUACAACUUCUAAUGUCGUCUGCGCCCACCGCUGGUGCUGAUCCAUCGCUCAACACGAUCACCAACCUGGCAAACCCAGCAAAUCAGUCCCGCGUCACCCUCAUUGGCGGUUCAGACAUUUAUCACCUCGAAGAAUACCAGGGUCAACUCAACAAUCUGUGGAAUGCCGAAUUCAUUACCACGAUCAACAAAUUCAUUGAUCUCGCAGCUAGCGCAUCUCAAGUCGACGCAGAACUAGUGGUAGGAGCGCUUGCUCUCACCGUAAUACCCAAGGCCGCCGCAAUCGCCGAGACGAUUCUGGUUCUCGCCUCUUUUGUCCUCCUCUUUCUGGCCCGUAGAUAUCGCAGAUCUCCCAGUCUUCUCUGUGAGGACCCCGGCUCUAUUGCCGCACAGUGCGCGUUCAUUGCCCGUCUGAUUAGCCCUCAGACGCUCCAGGCGCUUUCCCAAACCCCCUUUCACUCGGCAAAGACACGCGAACUCCGCCGGUGGGCCAGACAGUUUUGGUGUGUCUGGGAAAAGGGACCAAGAGGUGCCCAGCUCCGAAUAUCCGCGCGUGAUGGGACUCCUCUAGCGGCGUGCGCACCGCCAACCUUGUCAGGCCGUAAAGACCCAAUGCCGCAUUUCCUGACGCUCCCAUGGUUUUCCAUCGAGUGUGUUCUACUUGUGGGCGCGAUAGCCGCAUUCGGUCUCGCAUACAGAUAUACCGAAUCCCACAACCUAGAGUCGCUCACCUCGAAAGGACUUGUGAUAACAGUUUUCUUCCUGAUCUUCGGACCGACCUUGAUUUCCUCGAUCAUAAGCUCGCUCUUUGAUUCCAUCCAUCGCCAAGUCAGCGUCACGGAUCCAUGGAUCCGAUUACGCAAGGGCGCACUCUCCGCGGAGCAGCUGUCUGCUUCGAAUCAGACCUUCCUCUCGGCCCUUGUUGCGGCCCUGCGGUGGCCAUCUUCCAUCACCCCGGCCAUUUCCGCCCUCUCUUUUAUUUGUCUGCUCAACCUUGUCCUUAUCCUGCUGUGCGGUGGACUAUUUGAGCCGCAGCAAAAGAAUUAUGUUGUUGAAACACCCCUAGCGGCUGCGUACAAUUCCUCCCACUUUGCAACCCCGCGACUGCAGGCUGAUUUCCGUGGCUAUGACUCUGCUGUACAUGCCGUGGCGACGGAUGCGUUGUACGAAGCCUGGACCACGAUGGCCUACUCGGCACUGCUACUCUCGACUGAUGAGUCCGAAGAGUCGACAGGCGUUGUAUAUAGCGCUGCUACUAGGGGUAUUGGUACGGAGCUCCAGUGUGUCGAGGUUCCCCAUGACGGUCUAUACAUUGACGCUGUUCGUCGGACGAUGAACUGGACUUAUACUCCCUUUGGUGUUUCGGACAGUCUGUCAUGUAGUGUGGAGUUGGCGCUGGAUAGCCAUGGCGCUAGCGAGAAUAGAUUAUCGAUCCGGUAUGCAUGGCCCACCAGUGGAAGCUCCAUGUGCCAACGUCAAACAUUCUUCAUCGCCGCAUCCUGGAUCGAUAACGCCGGUGCGUCCCUGGAUGCGCAGAACCUCACGACUCUGCAUUGUCAGCCGAAAAUCGUCAUUCAGGACUACAAGGUCCAAUUUACUCCUCGCGGUAUUAUUCAAGAGUCCGAGGCCGUUGCCGACAGUUCUGUCACCACUGGGGCCUUGUUCAACAAUGCCUCCAUGGCGCUCGGUGACUUCAACCAGGGCCUGGGACAAUUUGUUCGACGUAUAGGCGCGCAGGAGCAGCAACACCACGCACUGCCUUACCAAUCCUCCUUUCCAGGCCGCAUCACCGGCGAGAUGUACAUGUCCUACGCCUUUGAACAUUCUAUACAAAACCCUCCAACGACACCACCCGACCCAAACACCCUAAUCCAAGCAGCGCAGUCUCUCUACCAAGCAACCUUCAGCACCUACCUCACGCGCCGCAGGGACUACUUCCUCACCCCUCUACCGCCGGACACAGCGCCCUCCGUCAACGCAACAGCCACAUACACCCCCUGGGGCCUAAUGCCCUCGCGAAACUCCAUGGCCCUCAUCAUCGCAAUAAUCUGCAUCGACGUGCUCGCCCUCAUCGCCGUUUUUGCCCUUUACUAUGGGCGCUAUGACGCGCCGCGGAUUCCCACCACGCUAGGGUCCUUGAUGCCGUGGGUUUCGGGGAGUGAUGAUAUGCUACGGGAUCUGGGGAAAGCGUAUGGGGCGGGUGGGGAGGGGAGGGUUGCGGGUUCGCCGGGGAAGGACAGGGAGUAUUGCCUGCGGCCGGGGGUCGAUGUAGCUGGGAAGGGGGUGUGGGUGUUGGACUAUGCUGGGAGCGAGGUGGAGGGGACGGAGUUGGAUAUCAUCGCGCAGUCGGCACGUCCAGAUCGGACAGUAGGGAAUCUAUGA